AUGCGUCAUGAUAUUUUCAUUCGACCGCCUGAUCCUAGCUUUCUGCACUCACCAGAUGGUACAGACUUCCCAGCGUUACACGAUGUUGACAUGUCCCCAGACACGAGACCAGAAUGGAUCAGCGUCCUGCAGCGACACUUCAAUUUCCAUCAUGUAUUUGAAGAUCUUGAAGAAGGACCAGUGUUGUAUGGUCAAGUCUGGUAUUUAAAUGCACAUCCUGACUUUCACUGUGAUCAUCCACGUAGAGUUCGACUGCAAGAGGACCCACUUUCAUGGCGAACGGACUUGAUUUUCUCUUGGAGAGAUAGAUUGCUACGGGCCAUGCCAUCAGACAUACGUGUCUUGCAUGCACCAUUGAGUAGCAGUGAACAUCCUUCGCCAGAAGUACAGAUGAUUAUUGCGCAAGGCCUGCCGACCAAUAAUUGUGCAGUCAUUAUUACUUUGUUUGGAAACACUGUCUUGCAAUUGCGCUGGCGACGCUUUGCACAUGUUUUCAUUAGCAGAGUCUCAGUACGUGAAGUGCUCCGUAUGACUGUACCCGAUGAGCAUGCCCACCGACCUGCUUUUGUGCAGUUUGAUGGACGGACAUAUCUGCCAGGCGAGUAUAUCAUCUUGCAGACUGGGGGUCACCUUGGUGUUGUCAUUGAUGAACAUGACAUUGAUGUCUUUACUGAUCAAAUCGCUGAUGGUUUUAGCUUGUACCAACAGGGUGUGGUCCUAUCUAAAACCAAUAAACCUGCCACUACCUGCAAACCAGCACCAUUUGAUGUUCCGGAUGAUUUGCCAAUGAUUUUGCCGGCUCCCCAUUUACCCCCUCGGGCUUUGCCGAGACAUGAUGGAGAAUCUGAAUGGAGCUGGCAAUUAGGCGAGCUUUUUCAGCAGUACGGUGAGACGAAUCCAUGGGACGAUGCCCGCACCCUGGAAGUCACCACCUGGUACGUGCAUCAUGGUUUGAGACCAGUAUGCCGCAGAUCACGACCUGUUCGUUUAGAUGGAAAUGUGGUUACUUGGAUUGAGGAUUUACGUACGGUUUGGGCGGACCUGUUAGAUCGUAAUCUCCCCUUCUCAAUCCAUGUAGUGCACCCGAGACCCACGCAAAUGCGUGUGCAGAGGAUGACUUGCCACCUUUUGCUGGAGCAGGGUAGAUGGCAACAUCAGGCAGGUGUAGUGCUCACAGCUCUCAUUGAAGGAUUCCCAAAUGACAGUAUUGUGCAGGGUGCUUAUUCUGUUGAUGUGCGCACUGAUUUGCUCUCCAUGCUACAAGCUAUGGAAAUGGCGCACUUAUGCACUGCCCGACGCUGUAAUGUUGUGAGAGGUCGACAGGUUCUGCCACCCAAUGAAUGGAUUGAGGUCCGAUCGGGGCAGAGCCUGAGAAUUACUAUCUCGCCACCGAAGCCAGAUCCCGUUGAGCAGGAGCUGGAACACCUUCGCUUUGACGAUUUAGCACUAAUGCAGGCCCCAGGCCAUUGCUUUCAAUUCAAUCCAGAUGCUCCAUGGGAGCGUAUCCUUCGAGAUCUUUGGACUGACCAAGCUGAUCCUUCUUUGCCCAUUGACUUUAUACCAGUUAUCCCAGUACCGGAAUCGCUCGAGUCUGGUGUUGCUGGUCAUCUUGUCAUGGUACAACAUCCAUUGGAGACCAUGUCUUCACCAUUGAUGACUAUCACUGAUAGCGAUAUCCACCGAGGUCACCCUUUUCGGAUGGUUAUAACGGUUGGAGAGCGGGCACUCCCACGAGAUCUCUUACAAGGUGUGGGUUAUGAUCGUGACUGCUACUUACAAAGGGCACAAUGCUUGUUGCGAUUAGGAUCCCUACCUGCAGCUGAAGGCCGCCCCUUGGCGAUCCGAGAUGGGGAUUGCGUUUACGUGCAGGUGACGAGACCCUUCCUGCCAAGUGAUUGGACUCCACCCUUCAUGCCACCGCCACAGGGGACUGAUAGUCUUAACUUGCUGCAAACCAGGACACGAUUGGUUCACGGCGAAACUACAUCUACUGGUGUCACGGCAAAUGGUACUCCAAUCCGUCUUGUGGCUUGGUUUUUGGAUGCCAGUAACACAGUCUGUCGCAAGUUCCGUCACACUGUGGCGCGCUCUAACCAAUGCUUGUUCAAGAUUGCAGAGGGCCUUUGGGAAGAAGUCAUUCAAGGGCGGGUGUGCCAUGUCUUUGCGGUUGAUACCCUACGUAGGUGUGUUGCUGAUGAAGACACUAUGGAAGAAGUUGCCUUUCUGGUUGUCCAUGACAUUCCUGUGGAGCAUGUUGCAGUUUUGCUGGAAAGAGUUCAGGAUAACGGUAUGCAAAAAUUUGUCGAUCAUGUUGCGGCUCUUGUGCCCAAUGAUGCCCCGACUGAUCUCCUGUGGUCCAGGCUGCAAGGCAAACCAGGCUGCCCCAUAUUAGAAGCCAUGGAUAUUUUUGUGCAAGGUCGUAUCUGUUCAGCUUCUGAUUGGCCAACGCUCUUGUCUGGAUAUUGUGUCAGUUUCUGGAUGUAUCAACAAAGGCUUACAAGUUUGCACGCUCAAAUUGACUUCUCGGAUGUGUUGGAGGCUUUUGCACGGCUUGACUCUCAUUUCCUCCUGCCGCAAUUUGAUUUGCCUCGCCAUUUCCCUUUCCUGCCUUGCAGUUUACCUUGGCUUGAACCAUGGUGGGAUCCGUGUUCAGGGGGAUCCUCUGUGCGUAUCUAUUUUGAUGGGUCGCAUGUUCACACUGCAGAAGGGAAGAAGGCUGGUGCAUCCGCUGUUGUGUUUGUACAGGUAUCUGGUCAAUGGCAGUUUGCUGGCGCUGUGUCAACUCAGUUACCGGAUUCCUUUACCUCCUAUACUGCGGAGCUGGCAGCAGGCAUUAUUGCAUCAAAACUUGCCUUCGACACCUUGAAAUUGGACAAAUGGAUGCAAACUCAUGCUCAAGUCUAUGCGGAUGCCCAUGUGCUGGAUGUAAGAGUCCGAUUAGCAGUAGACAGAUUGCUGUAUGCUCAGAGGGUCUAUGCAGUAGGCCCAGCCUUUCUGCAGAACAUCAUUCACUAUGAAGCUGACAGUACGCAUGACUCCUGGCUGGCAGGUCUUCGUGCAGAUUUAGCCUGGGUGCAGGAGAUUAACUCCACUGUUCUUCCUUGUGGAUGGGAGACCGAUUUGACGCCGCUGAUUGACAGUUGGCAGGAACAAGGCAGCAGAUGGAAGAGCACGAUUAAGGCGGUUGCGAAGAAACAUCAGUGUCAAGAAAAAAUGAUGGCUGAAGUGGUCACUUUGCACAAAGUUGCCUUUGAGGUAUCUCACCUUGUGAAACGUGCCUAUGGAGAGCAGGAAUCUUGGCUCAACAGAUUGAGGCAAUGCAAAUUUGAUGUGAUUCCCGAAGAAGCACAAUGUCCGCGAUAUCGAGAACUUGAAGGACCUCCUCUUUUCAUUGUUGUCCAUUUGUUCAGUGGGUGUAGACGGGAUGGUGACUUCCAUUGUGAACUCAGGAAGAUGGCAGAAGGGUGCGCAUGGCAGGUUUUGGUUCUUUCCCUCGACACUGCGGUGUCUAUGGAAUAUGGGAACCUUAUGAAGGGCACUACUUCCUGGGACAUGCUGUCCACACUGUACCUGGAUGGAAGGGUCGCCGCAACGUUGUGCGGCCCACCGUGUGAGACGUUUAGUGAAGCACGCUUUACUGAGCCUCCAGAUCCUUCCUUUUCCUGGCCGAGCAUGCAGUUCAUUGUUGGGCAGCGGCCGAUGCCAUGCUGGAGUCUGAGCGGUGGCUUUGCAUUCGGCAAGAUCUGCUUAAGUGCCUUGCAGUUGGCGCGCGGCCGGGGUCAUGUCUCCACCUGUGAGUUUCUCCGAUUGCAUCCUGCAUUCUCAGAGCCAACUAGAUCCAGUGAUGACAUUUCGACGAAACUUGUGUCGGUGACCCAGCUCCAAGCCUUGGGCAGGGGAGAAGUGGAGGAACAAUUGCUGAGCUACAGCUACUACCAGGUCUCACCCCGUCGAGAAGCUUUCUUUGCCCGGAUGAAGUGGGUCAUAGACCUUGUCCGAGGCUUCCACCAGCGCAUCAUCAGCAAAGCCAACACGACAACACAACGCCCAGAUGGACCACCUGAGUGGAUUCCACAGGGAGUUUACUACGUACCCUCUUUCUUUGCCUUGCUGAUUGCCAUACACGAUGAGGAGAGCUUGCGCUGCUUGGUAGAGGCCUCUGUUGCUCUAACCUCCAGCCAUCUCUAUUGGCGUAAUUUGGGCUAUGAUCAUUUCUAUGUGCACGGCAUGGAAUAUCCUUUGGUGACGGACUUUGACUUCGCCUUUGGGCGUCCCCGACCGAGGGAAGAGGCGACACUUUGGAUGGUACGAGCCUUCUAUGCCAGCACUCGAAACAUGGUGACGCUGACAACAGGUGAACUCUCCGAAGGUCCAGGAGCCUGGGCGUUGGCCGCGAAUCUCUACAGCGCCAGGCGUAUGGUGAACGUGCCUUUCACCCUGCAUGAGGACUGCGAGGAAGAGAAAGAGGAUGGAAGAAAGACACGGCUGAGCUUUUCUGGGUCAGUGCAGGCAACCAACCAUGAGCGGGUGCUUCUUUUGAGGGCUGCAGCCGCUGAAUUCCCGGUCGUUCGAAGUGGCAACCUUUGGUCAGUCAAAAACCCAAAACUUCAGCUCAGAGCCUGGGUGCAGCUAAAUGCCACAGCAGAGCCUUUGAAUCACACGCAGCGUCUAAGGAUGCAGACCCAGCGAAGCUGGUUGCAGAAGAUGUACCGCCAAAGCCACUUGUGCAUCGUGGCUCCUGGCGAUGCUCCCGCCCUGGGGCAGCGACUUUCGGACGUGCUGGCGGCAGGCUGCGUUCCAGUCGUUCUUCUCAGCCCCGGAACUCAGCCGGUGCUGCCUUUGCAGGGCGCGGUUCCAUGGGAGGACUUCGCAGUGCUGGUCCGCUUGGGUGAUGAUGUGGCUGGCACUCGUUGGGCUUUACGCAGGCUUUGGGCAAUGAACUUGCAAGAGAUCCGACGCCGGCAACAACAACUGCUCUUCUGGCGUCCACAUUUGGCAACCAGCUUCGGGCCCAAGUGCUCUUCCAGGGGCGAGGUGCACCCCAAUGUGGCAGAGUUGGCGCUGAAAGAAGUAUUUCAAGCACAGGGCAUUUGGCGACGGCAGUUGCCCUUUGGUUCGCUUGAGAUGAACUCAACUCACUGCCAUCGUGGAGGUCCACCUGAAGGUCUCCAGUCGCGCUGCGAUAUCCUGAAAGGGCUGCUACCCAUCUGGGGCUAA
Messenger RNA from Cladocopium goreaui, 5217 nucleotides. The record is from the annotation of a GenBank genome assembly. Lineage: Eukaryota; Dinophyceae; Suessiales; Symbiodiniaceae.